UUACUGUUUUACUUGCUGUGUGAUCGUACUUUUGUGCAAGGUUUUGCUCGAAAAACGAAUCGAAACGAUGGCAGACAAGGCUGUAUCGACCAUAGCGAAGCCACAGAUGCGAGGACUCCUCAACAAUGUCAUCAAGCGCAACCUAAUUAUUGCCCUAACAAUGGCUGGUGUGGCCGGCUUCAGCUUCAAGCAGCUUGUCGGUAAUGCACGCAAGAGGCGCUAUGCUGAAUUCUACAGGACAUAUGACGCAGAGAAGGAAUUCGAAGAGAUGCGCAAGAAGGGUUUGUUCCAAUCCUGCUAAUUUAUUGAACUAUGUUGUAGUAUUAUUUGCUGUGAAUAAUGUAAUUUAAAAAUAAAAAUUUGAUUUAC
This is a messenger RNA of Papilio polytes (common Mormon), 369 nucleotides long. It is a transcript of the gene cype, whose product is annotated as cytochrome c oxidase subunit 6C-like. NCBI's taxonomy places the organism in Eukaryota, Metazoa, Arthropoda, Insecta, Lepidoptera, Papilionidae. Bases 68 to 301 code for a protein of 77 amino acids. The record is from RefSeq and is a predicted model, not a curated record. The transcript is spliced from 3 exons.